Ophidiomyces ophidiicola is the source of this 1878-nucleotide messenger RNA. RefSeq lists its product as uncharacterized. Gene Ontology annotation, cellular component: cytosol; plasma membrane; cytoplasm. Gene Ontology annotation, molecular function: protein-macromolecule adaptor activity; ubiquitin protein ligase binding. The record is from RefSeq and is a predicted model, not a curated record. Lineage: Eukaryota; Fungi; Ascomycota; Eurotiomycetes; Onygenales; Onygenaceae. Bases 1 to 1878 code for a protein of 625 amino acids. The transcript has 5 exons. Gene Ontology annotation, biological process: ubiquitin-dependent endocytosis.
AUGGCGCUCAGCAUUUUCGGUCAUGCCAACAACCCCAAGUACUUCGAUAUCAGGCUGGACGACGACUACAUCGUGUUCCGCGGCAGCCCCGAAGAAGCCGCCAGCGCCCAUCUGAAAGGCACGCUGGUGCUCUGUCUGUCCGAGCCCUUCACCAUCAAACACCUGAAACUGCGCCUCGUCGGCGUCUCUCGUAUCGGAUGGACGCUCAUUGCCGGCCCGCUCGGCGGAUCCAAGAAGCAGAUCAAGGAGCACAUCGUGUUCGAAAAGACGUGGAAGUUCCGCGACGCCGGCAAGGGCAAGACGGAGAUCAUGCCCGCCGACAACUAUGAGUUCCCGUUCGACGUCGUCCUGCCGGGCUCGCUGCCCGAGAGCGUCGAGGGCCUGGCCGACUCGUGGGUCACGUACCGCCUCAAGGCCGAGAUUGGCCGCAAGUACGCCAAAGACAUCCACGCCCGCAAGCCGCUGAGGAUCAUCCGCACGCUGGAUCCCACCGCGCUGGAGUUUGCGCAUCUGAUGGUUCAGGCCGUUGAGAAUAUCUGGCCCAACAAGCUCGAAUAUUCCAUCUCGCUGGCUAACAAAGCCGUUAUCUUUGGCACCUCCAUCACCGUCAACUUCCGCCUGCUGCCUCUCGUCAAGGGCCUGAAGAUUGGGAACAUUCUGGCACAGUUGGUGGAGAGUUACGAACUUUCGCUCCCCCCUGACGAGGUUUCACAACAGCGGAAGGUCACCCGGACCUCCAAGAUGAUAUUCUCGCACUCAUUCGAGAUCGAGGAGCAGCGAGACUUUUUUGUUCCUAAUGCCGAUGCUGAAGGAUACCGGUUCUCCAAGACCUGGAGUCUUCCUACGACGUUACGCAAAUGUCUACAAGACACGGAUACACAGGGCAUCAAGAUUAAACACAAGCUGAAAUUUAGGGUUCAGCUUCACAACUCCGACGGCCAUACUUCUGAGCUGCGCGCGUCUCUUCCCGUGCACAUCUUCAUCUCGCCCAACCUACCAAUCGACGAGAACAACAACAUCAUCGACCAGAGCCACAACUCCGUGCACACGGUCGACUUCUACCUGGCGCAGCAGGCGCCGCCGCUGUACGGCGAGCACCGGUUCGACCAGCUGUACGGCGACAUGGACCCCAACGGCUACUUCACGCCGGGCACGCACAGUGGCGUGGCGUCGCCGCUGGAGUCGCACAGCAGGAACCUGUCCACCGAAAACCUUACGAUGGCGCCGGCCGGGCGGCGGGGCGGCGACAUCUGCGCGCACGCCCUGCACAACCGGCUCACCGACCUGCACCUCCUCCGCCGCCGCCGCUCCUCAGGGCCCCCCGCCACACCGCCCCCCGAGCCCCUUUCCACCGCCCCUGCAGACGACCCCCAUCACCCACACCAGCAGCACCCACAGCAGCGACGACGCCGCUCGCUCCCCACCGACGCCUUGCCCUCGAUCAUGGGCGAACUCGAGCUCGCCACGACGGACGGCGGCUCGCGGCGCUCGUCAGAAGACGCCGCGGCGCUGUCGGGCCUGGCCACGCCCAACCCGCACUUCAGCGAGGUCGAAGACCUGUGCCGCGUGCCCAGCUACUCCACGGCGCUGCGCUCCAGCGCGAAGACGCACUACGACCGCUCGCUGCCCAACUACCAGGCCGCCACGGCGUCCGACCCGACGUCGCCGACGGCCGUUGCUGCUGCUGCUGCUGCUGCCGCGGCGGUGGCGCGCGUGGGUGUGCGCCGCGCCCAUUCGCGCCGCACCAGCCGCCUGUUUGGCAUCCUCGAGGCGCCCGCGCGCCCGCACUUCUCGCUGCAUCAGCGUGGGUCGAGUGCGGAUCCGUCGAUGGAUAGUGAGCGGCAGCUGCGCAUCAUGCAGGCGCGCGCGGGCGGUUAA